Paramisgurnus dabryanus is the source of this 7453-nucleotide messenger RNA. It is a transcript of the gene rbms2a, whose product is annotated as RNA binding motif, single stranded interacting protein 2a. Lineage: Eukaryota; Metazoa; Chordata; Actinopteri; Cypriniformes; Cobitidae. Gene Ontology annotation, molecular function: RNA binding. The record is from RefSeq and is a predicted model, not a curated record. Gene Ontology annotation, cellular component: ribonucleoprotein complex.
AGACAGAAGCGCUUCAGUCCUGGCGACGGCGGGACUCGAUCCCGGGCUGAACUUCCCCUCGCUGACGUCACACUCGCAGCUCCGGACACGGCGCUGAGAAAAAUGCUUCUCUCCGUGCCGCCGAGGACGGGAAUCAACCCAUAUAACGGAUAUAGUAGCAGAAACAGCAAAAAGCAGGGCUAUGUGUCCUCCACCCAUCACAUGGUGCCACUCAGUCUCAGUACCAACAGCACAUGUAAUGCUGGAGGUGGGGAACAGCUGAGCAAAACCAACCUCUACAUUCGUGGCUUACAUCCAGGGACCACUGACCAAGACCUGGUCAAGCUUUGCCAACCGUAUGGGAAGAUUGUGUCUACCAAGGCAAUUCUAGACAAAACUACAAACAAAUGCAAAGGUUAUGGCUUUGUGGAUUUCGACAGUUCUACAGCAGCACAAAAGGCUGUGAUGGCACUUAAAGCUAUUGGAGUCCAAGCUCAAAUGGCCAAGCAACAGGAACAGGACCCCACCAACCUGUACAUCUCUAACCUACCUAUGUCCAUGGAUGAACAGGAGCUAGAAGCUAUGCUCAAAUCCUUCGGUCAGGUUAUAUCUACACGCAUCUUACGGGAUGCUAACGGUACCAGCCGAGGUGUGGGCUUUGCAAGGAUGGAAUCCACAGAAAAAUGUGAAGGCGUCAUUCAGCAUUUUAAUGGCAAAUAUAUCAAAACCCCACCAGGAGUGCCAGUGCCCCCAGAGCCUUUGUUAUGUAAGUUUGCUGACGGAGGGCAAAAGAAGCGACAGAACCACGUGAAAUACCUACAGAACGGUCGUCCCUGGUACAGAGAAGGUGAUAUGGGAGGAAUGACACUCAACUAUGACCCAACAGCCUUACAUAAUGGGUUUUAUUCUUCGCCGUACAGCAUUGCUCCAAACAGAUUGCUUACCCAGAGCUCUUUGUCUCCAUACAUGUCCACACAAGUUCCGUCCUACCAGGUCCCCUCCUGGAUGCACCAUCAGUCAUACCUCAUGCAGCCCAAUGGGACCAUUCUGACCCAGGCGAUGGAUCACCCCAUGUCUAUUCAGCCCACAUCUUUGAUUGGACCCUUGACACAGCAGAUUGGUCACCUGUCACUUGGCAGUGCCGCCACGUAUAUGGCUAACGCAGCUAUGCAAGGGACAUAUAUCCCACAGUACACCCCGAUGCCUCCCUCUACUGUAGAGGACAGCAGUGGCCAACAACAGCAGUGUCCCAUUGAAACUCCUACAGAACACACAAAUUACUCCUAUCAGCACAAUAAAUGAAAUCUCUGAGCUGUCUAAUACAUAACAGGUCUUCACAAAGAGCUGUAGACAAUGGAAAUCUCACUGAGGUUCACAAAUGACCACAGACAUAGAGUACCAGAGAGGACACAGGUCACAUAAAAGGAGCGUCUCUUUAUUUCAAACAGAAAAACAAAUACAUCGCUCAUCCUUCAUUCAACUCCUCUCUCAUCAGGGGCAUUCAACCGAAGGUGGGAGACAGCACGAAAAAGCUAGCAGUCUAUAAACUAUUUUGAUAACAGGACACAAAAAAGACAAAAAAAAAACUACCAUUAUUUUGGGAAUGGUAAGGAGAAACACAUGUGUUUUUUUCAUGUCCGGCAUGGCAAAUUCAUAUUUUUUAAGAAAUAAUUCGGUAACACUUUACAAUAAAGUUAGUUCAUUAGUUAACAUUAGUUAACUGCAUUAGUUAAUAUGAACUGAUAAUGAACUGCACUUAUACAGCAUUUAUUAAUCUUUGUUAAUGUUAAUUUCAACAAUUACUUAUACUUUAUUAAAAUCUUGUUAAUGUUAGUUAUACCACAGGUCUGUUGAAUGCUUUAUUCUGAUUGGCUGAGAAAUGUUCCAUGAGUGUUGCUUAUUUUUCUGUAAACCGCACACCUAACCUUUAAAAUGUCUUAAAAAAGGCACCAGAUCAAUGUUUGUGGUAACUGUGGUAUAAGAGGAAUAAUUGACUCCGGUCCUUUGAAUUAUAAGAAAAUAAUGCACACCCUCGGUGGCACCUUGGGUGUGCAUUAUUUUCUUAAAAUUCAAUGGCCCUUCGUCAAUUAUUCCUUACUUGAUGCACUGUAAACUAAAAGGAACAAACAAUUAAAAGCUUUAUUUCUAUUAACUAACAUUAACAAAGAUAAAUAAAUACUUUAACAAAAUGCUCAUGGUUUGUCCAUGUUUGUUAAUACAUUAACUAAUGUUAACUAAUGAAUCUUAUUGUUAAAGUGUUACCAGUAAUUAUUUAGUAUGAGGAGGAUGAGAAAUUCAGUGUGUCUUUUAUUUUUGUAAAAUAUCCAACCUUUUAUUUUUUAUACGUCUUCAUUUUUGUCUUCAGUUAAGUAGCAAUGAGAUAUUUUAUGCUUACAGUGGAUUUUGUUUAUUUUUUGUUGUUUGAUAUUUUGCUGUUCAUAGAAGGAACCAUUUAAAGCCACUUCUUCAUGUCCUAACUGUUUUUUAAAUAUCUGGAGAGAAAUAGUAAGGACAUAACUUUCCUAAAUCAGGGGUUUUCAAACAGUGGGAUGAGGUCAUGUACCAUAGAAGUCAUAAAAGUUUAAUCGUAUUGUCAAAAUAACUUAUGGAAUAUUUUAUUCAUAAAAUGACAAGGAAAAUAAAAAUAACUCAUUUAUAAAAGUUGAAAUAAUUUUGUUUAUUUUUUAAGUUUACAUUAAAAAAAUAUUUUGGUAGGUCCUAAGAUAUAUCAUACCCAUUUCAAUUGGUCCUGGAGUUAAAAGUUUGAGAACCCCUGUCUUAAAGCAACAGACAAUCAAAAUAUUAUUUAUUGUCCAUUUUGACUUACAUUUUUCAGAAUUAUGAACUUGAUUUAUAUAUUUAUUUGAAGGAUUAAACGUAUUUCAUUUUAAAAGUAUAUUUCUAUAUUCUAUUCCCUUGAUACUUUAGCCAAAAAUAUGUUAUAAUGCUGUUUUUGGCCUGAUAUUACAUUUUAUUUACCAUAUAAUGUCAUAAAAAAAUGUUAGGCUUUCAAAAGUGGCCAUGCAUUUUGAAGUAUGAAUGAUGGAAACAACAAAAUUUCACUUGAGGUGGUUUUUGACCUAUGCCAAAAUUGUGCAAAAAAAAUGCAAAUAAUGUGAGAUGAAAACGCAUUUGCUUAAUAAAUUUUGAUGUAGCGAACAUUAAACCCAAAUGACUGAUCGUCUAGCUGUAUCAGCUGACGUCGUUUUUCCCAUAUAUGUGGCUUGAUGUCGUCUUAAUGCCCUUGCUGCUCGCUCGUGCCUGCAUCAACAAAUCUGCAUUGCUUCUUCUGUGCACAGCAUUCAGUAUAAGCUGCACUGCUAGUAAAUUUAUAACUUUCCCCAUCGUGACUACAUGCAGACCUAUAUCUAUUUUCCAAGUAUGCCUUGUUGUAUUUACUGUUGGUUACUAGGUUACCAAUACCACUGUAAAUCUCUCAAAUAAUUUGAUGGAAAUUCGUAUUUGUUUUUUUUUUUUUUUUGUUUUGUUUUUUUAAGAAACUUUGAAAAGAUUUGCUUCACGUUUGGAUGGAGACCCAACUAAUGAUGCAUGUCUUUCUUACAGGGUAGGAGUUUAGAGGAAGUGACUUUAAGUAGUUUUAUCCCAAAUCUUUUGUAGAAGUGCUGAUAAUAUUUGACCUGAUGAGGCUUCUUCUCUGGCACUGACUGUAGCCAUCUGCAGUUUUCCACAUGAUAAACCAUGUGGAACAUACUAAACAUAUAAAACUAAACAGACUAAACAUUUAAAACAAUGAAUUAUACAAACAUUUAAAACAUACAUUGUGCCACAGAUUACACGUAUCUUAUCCUUUAUCCAGUUUUCCUUAAUUGGGCACUGAUGUAGACCUUUAUUCUCAUCUGUAAUGUUUGUGGUGUUAAUGUAGGCUAAAAGUUCUCCCACUUUCUUUAUCUCUCAUCUCAUCUUUGCAAUCUCUAUCUCUAUCUAUCCAAUUUUAAACCCGCGCUUGUGCGUCUUCUCGCAAUUCUUAGUGAGUUGUGUUGACUUUACCCGGGCUACGUAGACCCAUCAGUAUAUUCAGCUGAGCGCAUAGUGACAUUAAACGAUUGACGCGUCAUGUAAUUGAGCGGUUAGAAUCCGAUUGCGCAUUCUGUAUUUUUGUCACAGGUGAUCGCAUAUGUGCGAGUACUUGUAAAAAUAUAUUUUGUUUGCAGUCUGGAGCCCUUGGUGCCCCCCUAUUGCCUGGUGGCCCAGGGCACUCAUCCAAUCCCGUUUAUGGAUAAUCCAGCCCUGAUCUCAAAGGAUGUGUGACAUCACUCAUCAUACUUGGGGCCUACACCUUUAUAACUUGAUGCUUAUUGAACUUCAUUAACCUUCGCAAAGACUCCGUAAUCUAUGAAUUUAUCUUGACUGUUCUUUGCAAACAGAUUUUACUCUUGACAGAAAGUGAUAAAACCAAAAAGUCAAUGAAAACAUAUCAUUCUCUCAAUAAAAGAGCUAUAGAUGGUUUUCGAUAUACUCAAGAUCAUUGAGUAAACAGAGUUAAGUCCUUGAUUCACCUUUCUUAUAUUGACCUCUGUGUUCUGCUGAAACUUUAAUGCAGUAUUGAAAGUUCUUUCAAGAUAUUUAUACUUUUCUACUCCUCACAUCAUGAAUAUAUGAAAAAUAUGACUGGGUCUGUUAAAUUGGGCAACUUAAAAGUAUCUCCUGUCAUAAUUUUUUUUGUUUCGAUGUAUUAGGAUUUUUAGAUAUUUUAUUAAAAAACAAAAUGAUAUUUUUGUAUGACAUAUGCAGUAGCCUCAUCAGGUUGUGUUAUUUGUUAUCAGGACUUUGGUUGUGUACACUGUCAGAAAAAAAAAUAAAAAAAUUCCCUAACUGUCAUUUGGGCAGUAUAAGUACACCGUUGUACACAUUGGUACCAGAGAGCAGGGCUUUGAACCAGAAUUUUUUCCCAAUUGGUUCGUUCCGAACAGAAACAGUGUUUUAACAUUUCCGGGUUUCGGUUAAACCCUAAACUUGACGUUCCUGAACCGGUUAGAACAAAACAAUUAAGUUCCUGAACCGGUUAAUAAUGUUCCAUGUCAGCUGUGGGACAUACAAAUAAGUAGGCUGAUCAUUAGGACAUUAAACUUAAAUUAUUAGUCUACAUAAUUUUCCUUACAAAAGUCUCUAUCUUGUCAUCAAACAUUAAAAAGGCUACAUUAUGUAAGCGGCAUAACUGUAAUUCUGACAUUCCCACAUUUGUUGAGUGCACUUAAACACGCGCACACACACAGACGGAGGACGAAUUCCAAAUGGCGCUUUGGGAAGAAGAUGCAGCAUAAACAGUCGCUCCACAUAAAAUGAUACUUGCAUUGUUUUUCAGUGCUUUAUUCGCCAAAUGUAUUUUACACAAUAGUGACACAGUAGUUCAACUCUCUCUCUCAAGUUUACACAUCAAGAGUUCUGAUCUUUGAAGGGCAUAGGGAUAAUCACGUUUGAUUGGAGUUGGACCAGACACAUUCAACCACAUGUGCAUCUGUGUGUAUAGAAAAUUGCUCACUUUAUGUUCUGGAACAUAUAUUUUUGAAAAAAGUUUCUGGUUUCGUUUCUGUUCCAUGCAAAACAUCAGAAGUUUCUGGUUUUCAUUUUCGUUCCAUGAACCGGUUCAAAGCCUGGCCAGAGAGUGAAUAUUAGUACCUCAAAGGUACAUAUUAGUGCCAAUGUUGAAUUGUUUUCUGACAGUGUACCAUAGAGAUAUGUGUUGGUGCUGGUGUAAGACAUGAAAUGUGCAGAAGAAGAACACUCAUUAUGAUUAGGAUCACAAAGGACAGAAGCAGUUCUUUAUAGUAUGAUGUAACUUUUGAGUUCAUGCUGCUCUUUUGUGUUUUAUAAUGGUUUGUUUUUAUGUACGUGUGCUUUUUUAUCUUCACAUUUAACACACUUUAGCUGUAGUGUUUUAGGCAAAGCUUUAUAUUUCUGAAGAGCUCCUCUGGUUAUACCUAAGGACCUGUAUGUGUGUUGGAUGGUGAUGUAUUUAAAUCCACUGUGUUGGACUUUUUUAUGCACAACUCAAAAACAUUUGAGUUUGCUUCCACUUUUUCUUUCUAUCUUUGUUGUUUUACUUGAAAUGGACCUUCCUGGCUGAUCAUGAUUUGUUAUUCCAAAACAUCUGAAAUCAAACCCAAUCAAUCUCAUUGUCAGUCUGCAAAGUUGUCUUUUUGUAGUUUUGGAUGUAGGCCAUCAGAGCCAAGCGGGGUGUCAAUGAGCUCAUAACUAUAAAACCAUCACUUUGAGGCAACCCAUUAGUGCAUUUUAAAUUUAUAGAAUGUAAAGCCAUAAUCAUGAUCUAAAAACUGGUUUAAAUGGUCAGACGUUUUGGCAAUAUGUUGAUCCAUAAAAAUGCUUUGUGGUAAGAACAUUUGAUAUCAUAUAAUUCAAUUUCUUGCUAGAAUAAUGACAUUUAAAGAGAUUUGAUAUACCUCAUCCCCUUGACUCAGGCUGAAAUUCAGGCUUUUGCUAGUCAAUGGAUUCAAUCAUUUAUGUGAUAUUCCUGUUUCCAAAGAAUUAAUUCCUGCUACCAAAGAUAGAAAUACCUCUGUAAGAUAUGAUUCAGAUUGUACAGCAUUUAUUACCCUUAAAUCUAAUAUCAAAUUAAAACCCAUUCAUGAUCAUGGAUCCGAUGAGGUUUGAAAUAUAAAGUUUCAGUUUGUUAAAUGCAGAAUAAAUCAAAGAUAAAGCUGUUUUAUUAUUUUUUUUAUUUCUUAUGCCUUGCCUACUUUGUGAUUUUAUUAUUAAUGAUUUAAUUUUAAAAAAUGUCAAAUGUUUUGUUUUGAAACGAAAACUGUUUCUAAGAAUAAACCAUGCAGUUCAUCUCAUGAAUUAUUUUUUUUAUUUAACAAACCUGGUAAAUUCAUUCUGGAUUGGAGAUGAUACAUGACUUUCAGUGUAUGAUUCCUAUGAAUCUGUAUUUCCUGUUUAUCUAUUUUAAACUAAAUAGCUGCUACCCUUAUAGACAUUGGUAUGUUAAAAGAUACCUUAAUAUUCAUGAGCUUCCAAAGUCAUCCUAAUAUGCUCAUUUCAUAGUUUCAAGGUAUUGCUGCUACCAUGAGGUGUCCAAGCUGUUCAUCGGACAUAGCCAUGAAAUACAGAACCAUUAUUCUAGAAAAUUUUCAAUUGCUAUAGUUGCUUUAAUAUCUGGAUAGUUUCCUAUAUAAAUUGUUAGCCGUAGAGAUGUUUUUCUGAUGUCAGUAUUGUGACUAUCAAAUGGCUUGUCUCUUGAACAGCUUUAUGAACGUAUUUAUACAGUUAACACAUUUUGUACAAGUAUCUGAAGAAACUUUUUGAUAUUGAUUUGUUUGUGCGUUAAACAGUUUCCAGCCAGUAAUGUGCCUUUCUGUGCCACAGUUUGUUUUACUGUUUUUAAUUUGAUGUAAAAAAAAACAAAGAAAAUAAUCUUCUGGUUUGUUUUUCUUGUUUAUUUUAAAUGUUCUGUUGAACUCCUUUUUUAAUAAUAAAAGCAUCUUUUUUGUAUGUU